AUGAAUGCCCAGCCGUGUCGUCCUCGCGGCGGCGAGAACGCCAAACCCGCCCUCCACCAGAAACACAAGUCGACCGGAAAUCUACAGACGAACGCGUCAAUGGCUGGUGUUCGCGCGCCAGCUAAGCGUGCUGCCUUCGCCGACCUGACGAACAUCGCGAAACAUAACAACAACGGGACGAAGGAUGGAGCAAAGAUCCACAAGGCCAAGUCAAUGUACCUGGGCCAUGGGAAGAACGGUGACUACGUGAAGCCACAGAGCAUCACCAUCCGGAAAGAGAACGUGCCCUCGACGAGGGUUUCAUAUCCUCCUAAACCUGCACCUCAGCCCGCUGCAGCACCUCAGCUCAAGACAUUUAACGUUGCCCAGAAGACCAAGCAACCUGCUCUUGUCGAGGCCAAGAUUGACGAGGAACCGCUGCAGGAGGAAGAACCUCACGCCGUCGUCCAAGUGAAAGACGCUUCCUCGCAUCCACUGCAACCUCGUCACCACAAGAGCCAGCCACAGUUGAAGCAGGAGCAGCCUGCACUUCGCCGGACACAGAGUCGCCAAUUGGAGCGGACUGAAUCGGUCGAAACAAUUGAUGACACCGUUGACCUGGUGCCUAUUGAGAUGAUGGAGCGGGACACAUUGGCGGACAUGCUUGCAGAGGGCCCAGUGCAGCAAGCAGUUGACGGAAUCUACGAGACCGCCCGUAUGCCUGAGGAGCCCCAAGUGGAGCGUCUCUCGAGGCUAUCGGAAAUCAUUGAGGGGGAUGGAGUUCUCUCCGCAAUUCACAACACAGAUGGGCCGACGCCUGGUCUCUCGGAGCCUGAAGAGUGGUGGGACGAAGAAGACGAAGAGUAUGAAGAUGCUGACCAAGGAUACACCACGGCUCGCUCUGUGCAGCCUGGUGACUUCACUCACGGCGGCAUGACGACUCUUCUCCAGCCCAAGGUCACAACGCGCAUCCAGAGAGAGAUGGAGGAGGCCCGAAUCUUUGUCGAAUCGACUCGGGCCCCGGAAGAUGUUGAGGACGAGGCGUGGGAUGUCAGCAUGGUCGCCGAGUACGGAGACGAUAUCUUCGCCUACAUGCGAAAGCUUGAGGCAUCCAUGCUCCCUAACCCUCAUUAUAUCGAGUUCCAGACCGAGAUUCAAUGGUCGAUGCGAGCAGUCUUGAUGGAGUGGCUCGUCCAGGUGCACCAGCGGUUCACCCUUCUCCCCGAGACCUUGUUUCUCACCGUCAACUACAUCGACCGCUUCCUAUCCGCCAAGGUUGUGUCCAUAGGGAAGCUGCAGCUUGUAGGAGCAACAGCCCUGCUGGUCGCGUCAAAGUACGAAGAGAUCAACUGCCCAUCACUGAGCGAGCUGGUCUACAUGGUUGAGGAGGGGUACAGCGCCGAGGAGAUCAUCAAGGCUGAGCGCUUCAUGCUUAGCAUGCUGAACUUCGAGCUUGGAUGGCCCGGUCCGAUGAGCUUCCUGCGCCGUGUCAGCAAGGCCGACGACUACGAUCUGGACACACGUACGCUGGCCAAGUACUUUCUCGAGCUCACCAUUGUGGACGAGCGCUUUGUCGCUUCGCCCCCCAGCUUCCUCGCUGCGGGUGCCCAUUGCCUUGCGCGCUUGGUCCUCAACAAGGGUGACUGGGGUCUUGCCCAUGUUCACUACUCGGGUUACACCUAUGGCCAGCUUCAACCCCUGGUGGUGAUGCUGAUUGAGUGCUGCGAGAUCGCGAUGGACCACCACAGCGUCAUCUUUGAGAAGUAUACCGACCCCCGCUUCAAGAAGUGCUCUAUCCUCGUGCAGAAGGUCCUCGAUAGCGGGUUCGCGCUGCCACACCACAGUAUGCCUGUACGCAAGCGUCUCCAGACCCAGGCUUUCUUUGAAGAAAGCCACCCUUGCUUCCCCCGCCAAAUCUAG
Messenger RNA from Emericellopsis atlantica, 1899 nucleotides. RefSeq names its product cyclin-like protein. The transcript has 3 exons. Gene Ontology annotation, molecular function: cyclin-dependent protein serine/threonine kinase regulator activity. Gene Ontology annotation, biological process: mitotic cell cycle phase transition; regulation of cyclin-dependent protein serine/threonine kinase activity. The record is from RefSeq and is a predicted model, not a curated record. Lineage: Eukaryota; Fungi; Ascomycota; Sordariomycetes; Hypocreales; Bionectriaceae. The coding region runs from base 1 to 1899 and encodes 632 amino acids. Gene Ontology annotation, cellular component: nucleus; centrosome; cytoplasm.